Messenger RNA from Cuscuta europaea, 1278 nucleotides. Lineage: Eukaryota; Viridiplantae; Streptophyta; Magnoliopsida; Solanales; Convolvulaceae. The record is from the annotation of a GenBank genome assembly.
UAUAAGAACCAGCUUCACUCUCAGAAGGCUUCACAUUUUAAGCCAUACAUAUCAACAAGUCAAGAAAAGAAAGAAGAAAAAAGAUGGGGAUUUACUUUCAUAUCCUGUGGUUAAUGAUAAUGAAUGUUUGGGCAGUGAAGCCAACUCCAAACACACUAAAUGAGACUUGCUUUGAUGGCACUGCCACAUUCAUGUUGAGCUUCGGUUUGUACCGGGACAGCUGCCCGGAGGCAGAGGCCAUCGUGUACUCUUGGGUCGAGAGGGCGGUUUACGACGACCCAAGAAUGGCUGCCUCUUUGCUCCGUCUUCAUUUCCAUGACUGCUUUGUCAAUGGGUGUGAUGCAUCGGUGCUGCUGGAUGACACGCCGAACAUGGUGGGGGAGAAAACCGCGGGACCGAACUUGAACUCUUUGAGGGGGUUUGAGUUGAUAGAUUCAAUCAAGACUGAUCUCGAGUCUGUAUGUCCUCAAACAGUUUCUUGUGCUGAUCUUCUUGCCAUUUCUGCCCGUGAUGCUGUCCUUCUGGCUGGCGGUCCAGCUUGGGAAGUGGAAAUGGGAAGGAAAGAUAGCAUUAGUGCCAGCCAAACAGGAGCUAACAACAACAUUCCUGGACCCAAUUCUGAUGUUCCAACCUUAGUGUCCAAGUUCCAAAACCUUGGCCUCUCCCUACUAGACAUGGUUACUCUGUCUGGGGCACAUACACUAGGGAAGGCGAGGUGCUUCACAUUCAACUCCAGGUUCAACACUGGUGGCGGCACACCUGAUGUCAAUGUCGAGUUUCUUCAGUCACUCCAACAGCUAUGCUCAGCGCAAGACGUCAACGCCACACUGGCAGAUCUCGAUGCCAUGACUCCAGCAACGUUUGACAACCAGUACUACGUUAACCUGCUUUCCGGUACAGGCUUGCUGACAUCGGACCAGGUGCUGGUCAACAGCGACGAUGAAACACGUGGCAUAGUUGAGUCAUACAUAGAUGAUCCGAAUCUGUUCUUUGAGAACUUUAAGAGCUCAAUGGUGAAGAUGGGAAGGCUGGCACCGGCCCAAGGAGGAGGUGGUGAGAUACGUAGGAACUGUAGAGUUGUUAACUGAUUACUAAGAGUAAAUUGUUGACUAGAAACUAGUUUGUUGUAUGCAUGCAUGGCUGUAUCAGUGUGAAGGUCUUAUCUAGCGGAGUAUCAUAAUUACCAUUAUAAUUAUAAUAACCCAAGAAUAAACUUAUUGCAUCAACUGUGGACAAAAUUUUGUUUCCUUCCCCACUACAAUUCAGGUUAAGAUUCCA